Molecule: messenger RNA, 1101 nt
Organism: Theileria equi strain WA
Lineage: Eukaryota; Apicomplexa; Aconoidasida; Piroplasmida; Theileriidae
Exons: 5
Coding region: 1-1101 (366 amino acids)
Source: RefSeq, a predicted model, not a curated record
AUGUGCAAUCGGAUCCACGAGUUCAGCUUUUUUGAAAUCAGGAUCAUUGCCAGGAACCUUUCGAUCAUCUUUGAGACUGAGGACGCCCAGAGAUGGUCUGAACCCAUCGCAAACUUUGCCCUCAAGAGAUCGCAACUUAUGCCAAUGAACAUUCUCUGUCCCCUUGUCAACAGCAUAGCUAAAAUCGGCCACAGGGACGAGGGAUUUUACGAGAAGAUCUUCGAGAUUGGAGUUGAGAGAAUAAAGGAGGCACAGAGCAUUGACCUUGUGACUCUCUCGCAGACGAUUGUUUUACUCAAGAUGUCCAGAAUUCUAACGAACUGGGAAACGAUAAGGAAAACCAUGUCAAAGAUCUGCACGGAAGUCUCAACUCCGAGGAUCCUCUCUUCAAUUUCAGCAACGGAUGCGGUCUUGUUCAUAUACUCACUCGCCAAGACCAAUCACCUGAACAAGGCUGCAUUUCGCUCGGUUGUGGAUGUAAUACUGGACAUGGAUCCCAAGGAGUUUGAGCCAUGCCACAUGCCGCUGGUCCUCUACUCCUUUGCAGCCUUCAAGUUUAAAAAGGCACGUCCGCUCUCAAUCAUCAUGGGUCACAUUAGUGCGAUUGUGGAGCAAAUGACUCCCGCACAUAUUUCAAACUGUCUAUGCUCCUUGACAAGAUUGGAGAUUAGAAACAUUGACUUGGUCAACGCCCUCGUUGACAAGACCAAGACGAUGCUGGACACUAUACAAGCCAGGGAACUUGGCAACAUUGUUUACGGGCUCUCGAACCUGGAGUACGACAAUCUGGAUUUUAUAAACGAAUUAAUCGAAAAGUUUCUCACCCUCGAUCGCGUAGACGAAUUCUCCUGUGUGCACAUUCUCUAUGCAAUGGGUCGCUAUAAAAUAAACAACGAGGAGACUAUACACGAGAUCAUAAAGAAGAUUGAGGGGUCGCUGGAGAGGAUUCCUAGCCUUUCACUCAUCCACAUCGUAUGGUCCUGUUCCCGUCUGGGCUGCAACAGAUUUGACAUGAUAGAACGGUCGGUAGACGAGCUCAGGACCAGAAGCCUGAAUAAGCACGAGCAAGAGUACUUUGACAAGGUCGUUGCGAAGAUCUAG